CUCAGUCCCCAUAUGAAGCGCCGGAACGCCAUGCUGAAGGAGAUGGUCGUUGCCGGCGUCAUCCAUUCGGAACUCCUUGCAGACCUUAUCGUCGAUGUGGAUCCGGAUAGGAAGUUUACCUUUGUGGGGUGGAUUUGUGAAGGUCGGGAGCUUGAUGUGGAUAUUUGUGAAACGACACUGUAGGACUGGGUUGAAGUGGUCGAAGCGCAGGAUGAGGAUGAGGAUAAGAAUGAGAGUGAAGCUUUCUAGGCUCGGAUGGAUGACGCGAUGGAGGCCGAGUAGAAGCGCGCGCAUACCAAUGCUCAUCGGCGGCGCCAUUAGUGGUGGCGGACCUACUGAGAAUGGCAAGAGCGCAGCUGUUGUCUCUCGAAGCUGCCGUCCAGGUCGUACAUUCCGCAAUCGUGUCUAUAAUCGCGGCUCUGCGGCGUUUGAGUUCGUGUAUGAGAUGGAGUUGCGAUAAGUCGUUUGAAGCCCUAACCCUAAUUCAUGAGUGCAAC
This is a messenger RNA of Trematosphaeria pertusa, 497 nucleotides long. RefSeq lists its product as uncharacterized. Lineage: Eukaryota; Fungi; Ascomycota; Dothideomycetes; Pleosporales; Trematosphaeriaceae. The coding region runs from base 95 to 460 and encodes 121 amino acids. The record is from RefSeq and is a predicted model, not a curated record. The transcript has a single exon.